This is a messenger RNA of Solea solea (common sole), 1059 nucleotides long. Its product is annotated as olfactory receptor 11A1-like. Gene Ontology annotation, biological process: G protein-coupled receptor signaling pathway. NCBI's taxonomy places the organism in Eukaryota, Metazoa, Chordata, Actinopteri, Pleuronectiformes, Soleidae. The transcript has a single exon. Gene Ontology annotation, cellular component: membrane. The record is from RefSeq and is a predicted model, not a curated record. Bases 109 to 1059 code for a protein of 316 amino acids. Gene Ontology annotation, molecular function: olfactory receptor activity; G protein-coupled receptor activity.
UGAGGAUGUGUCAUGUAAAACACCAUAGUGUCUGUUGGCGAACAUGGAGAUUCUAUUUUGUGGAUGUGUUUUUAUUAGUUGUGCCUGUUUAAUUACUUUACAGCAAAGAUGAACUCAACAUUCCCAACAUUGUCGUACUUUAUUCUUGGGGGUUAUUUAACUGAAGGAAAGUUGACAUAUUUUUAUUUCUUCAUCACAAUUUUACUGUACAUCAUGAUUGUUUUUUCUAACACAUGUGUAAUUGUAGUUAUCUGUAUGAACAGAAGUCUCCAUGAACCUAUGUACCUGUUUCUGUGCAGCCUGUUUGUAAAUGAACUGUAUGGUAGUACAGGAUUGUUUCCAUUACUGCUGAUCCAAAUUCUCUCUGACAUUCACACCAUCUCUGUUCCUUUCUGUUUCCUGCAGAUUUUCUGUGUUUACACGUAUGCUAAUAUAGAAAUAUGUAACUUAGCUGUGAUGUCUUUUGACAGGUACAUUGCCAUUUGUUAUCCUCUGCAGUAUAACACACGUAUGACGACUCGCAGAGCUUUUAUCUUCAUUGUUGUCAUAUGGCUGUAUUCGUCUGUGAAGUUUUUAAUCACGUUGUCUUUAAACCUGCGUCUCACACUGUGUGGAAAUGUCAUUGACAGUGUGGCUUGUAGCAACUACCUGGUUGUUAAGUUGGCGUGCUCUACCACCAGAGUGAACAACAUCUAUGGACUAUUUGGUGCCAUUAUCACUAUUGUAGUCCCUCUGGUUCCUAUCCUCUUCUCCUACAUGAGGAUUUUAAAAGUCUGUUACUCUGGUUGUAGAAAGACGAGACAGAAAGCUCUCAGCACCUGCGCACCUCACCUGGCCUCACUGCUCAACUUCUCCUUUGGUUGUAUGUUUGAGAUUCUUCAGAGUAGGUUUGAUAUGAGUGCUGUACCCAGAGUCGUGCGUAGCAUGCUGUCUCUGUAUUUCCUCAUCAUUCAGCCACUGCUGAAUCCAGUAAUGUUUGGAUUGCAAAUGACCAAAAUACGAAAUGCCUGUAAACAUGUCCUCGGCUGUAAAACAUUGGCUGGUCACAGUGGAAACUAG